UAGACAUUGACGAAUGCGUGGUGGAUACAACACUCUGUGCAAAUGGAAUGUGUUCGAACACACCGCCUGGCUCUUACACCUGUAGCUCGUGUGACUCUGGAUAUGAAUUAAACGAUGAUAGCACUGCUUGCAAUGACAUUGACGAAUGCGUGGUGGAUACAACACUCUGUGCAAAUGGAAUGUGUUCGAACACACCGCCUGGCUCUUACACCUGUAGCUCGUGUGACUCUGGAUAUGCAUUAAACGAUGAUAGCACUGCUUGUGAUGACAUUGACGAAUGCGUGGUGGAUACAACACUCUGUGCAAAUGGAAUGUGUUCGAACACACCGCCUGGCUCUUACACCUGUAGCUCGUGUGACUCUGGAUAUGAAUUAAACGAUGAUAGCACUGCUUGCAAUGACAUUGACGAAUGCGUGGUGGAUACAACACUCUGUGCAAAUGGAAUGUGUUCGAACACACCGCCUGGCUCUUACACCUGUAGCUCGUGUGACUCUGGAUAUGAAUUAAACGAUGAUAGCACUGCUUGCAAUGACAUUGACGAAUGCGUGGUGGAUACAACACUCUGUGCAAAUGGAAUGUGUUCGAACACACCGCCUGGCUCUUACACCUGUAGCUCGUGUGACUCUGGAUAUGCAUUAAACGAUGAUAGCACUGCUUGUGAUGACAUUGACGAAUGCGUGGUGGAUACAACACUCUGUGCAAAUGGAAUGUGUUCGAACACACCGCCUGGCUCUUACACCUGUAGCUCGUGUGACUCUGGAUAUGAAUUAAACGAUGAUAGUACUGCUUGCAAUGACAUUGACGAAUGCGUGGUGGAUACAACACUCUGUGCAAAUGGAAUGUGUUCGAACACACCGCCUGGCUCUUACACCUGUAGCUCGUGUGACUCUGGAUAUGCAUUAAACGAUGAUAGCACUGCUUGUGAUGACAUUGACGAAUGCGUGGUGGAUACAACACUCUGUGCAAAUGGAAUGUGUUCGAACACACCGCCUGGCUCUUACACCUGUAGCUCGUGUGACUCUGGAUAUGAAUUAAACGAUGAUAGCACUGCUUGCAAUGACAUUGACGAAUGCGUGGUGGAUACAACACUCUGUGCAAAUGGAAUGUGUUCGAACACAGGUGGCUCUUACACCUGUAGCCCAUGUGACUCUGGAUAUGCAUUAAACGAUGAUAGCACUGCUUGCAAUGUCAUCUGUGCCACGAUCUCGGAAUGCCAGACCGGAGAGAUUUGUUCUUCGGGUACGUGCACCUGUCCAGAUGGGUACAGUGGUUCAAGCUGUGACCAAGACAUUGACGAAUGCGUGGUGGAUACAACACUCUGUGCAAAUGGAAUGUGUUCGAACACACCGCCUGGCUCUUACACCUGUAGCUCGUGUGACUCUGGAUAUGAAUUAAACGAUGAUAGCACUGCUUGCAAUGACAUUGACGAAUGCGUGGUGGAUACAACACUCUGUGCAAAUGGAAUGUGUUCGAACACACCGCCUGGCUCUUACACCUGUAGCUCGUGUGACUCUGGAUAUGCAUUAAACGAUGAUAGCACUGCUUGUGAUGACAUUGACGAAUGCGUGGUGGAUACAACACUCUGUGCAAAUGGAAUGUGUUCGAACACACCGCCUGGCUCUUACACCUGUAGCUCGUGUGACUCUGGAUAUGAAUUAAACGAUGAUAGCACUGCUUGCAAUGACAUUGACGAAUGCGUGGUGGAUACAACACUCUGUGCAAAUGGAAUGUGUUCGAACACACCGCCUGGCUCUUACACCUGUAGCUCGUGUGACUCUGGAUAUGAAUUAAACGAUGAUAGCACUGCUUGUGAUGACAUUGACGAAUGCGUGGUGGAUACAACACUCUGUGCAAAUGGAAUGUGUUCGAACACACCGCCUGGCUCUUACACCUGUAGCUCGUGUGACUCUGGAUAUGAAUUAAACGAUGAUAGCACUGCUUGCAAUGUCAUCUGUGCCACGAUCUCGGAAUGCCAGACCGGAGAGAUUUGUUCUUCGGGUACGUGCACCUGUCCAGAUGGGUACAGUGGUUCAAGCUGUGACCAAGACAUUGACGAAUGCGUGGUGGAUACAACACUCUGUGCAAAUGGAAUGUGUUCGAACACACCGCCUGGCUCUUACACCUGUAGCUCGUGUGACUCUGGAUAUGAAUUAAACGAUGAUAGCACUGCUUGUGAUGAUAUUAACGAAUGCAUGGUGGAUACAACGCUCUGUGCAAAUGGAAUGUGUUCAAACACAGAUGGCUCUUACACCUGUAGCCCGUGUGACUCUGGAUAUGAAUUAAACGAUGAUAACACUGCUUGCAAUGAUAUUAACGAAUGCAUGGUGGAUACAACGCUCUGUGCAAAUGGAAUGUGUUCAAACACAGAUGGCUCUUACACCUGUAGCCCGUGUGACUCUGGAUAUGAAUUAAACGAUGAUAACACUGCUUGCAAUGAUAUUAACGAAUGCAUGGUGGAUACAACGCUCUGUGCAAAUGGAAUGUGUUCAAACACAGAUGGCUCUUACACCUGUAGCCCGUGUGACUCUGGAUAUGAAUUAAACGAUGAUAACACUGCUUGCAAUGAUAUUAACGAAUGCAUGGUGGAUACAACGCUCUGUGCAAAUGGAAUGUGUUCAAACACAGAUGGCUCUUACACCUGUAGCCCGUGUGACUCUGGAUAUGAAUUAAACGAUGAUAACACUGCUUGCAAUGAUAUUAACGAAUGCAUGGUGGAUACAACGCUCUGUGCAAAUGGAAUGUGUUCAAACACAGAUGGCUCUUACACCUGUAGCCCGUGUGACUCUGGAUAUGAAUUAAACGAUGAUAACACUGCUUGCAAUGAUAUUAACGAAUGCAUGGUGGAUACAACGCUCUGUGCAAAUGGAAUGUGUUCAAACACAGAUGGCUCUUACACCUGUAGCCCGUGUGACUCUGGAUAUGAAUUAAACGAUGAUAACACUGCUUGCAAUGUGGCCUGUACCUUGGACUCGGAAUGCCAGACCGGAGAGAUUUGUUCUUCGGGUACGUGCACCUGUCCAGAUGGGUACAGUGGUUCAAGCUGUGACCAAGCAACUACCCCGGCCACAAGAAUGCGAGGGACUCUUCAAUGUUAUUCUUGUUCGACUAACUCCAUAUCGGAUGUUUGCUCUACUGCUGAUGACCUUGCAAGCGGUUCUGGAGUAUCAACUGUUACAUGCUAUGAAGGACAGCGUUGUUGGACUGAUCAUUAUGAGAACUCAUCACACACGGUUGUGUCGCGUGGAUGCACAGAUGAGCCAUGUGAAAACUUGCAUAAAGGUGGUGGACCUUACUGCACUAUGGCUAAUAACGUUACCAGUUGCACAUCCUGUUGUACUGAGUCAAAUUGCAACGACAACAAAUCCAGCUCUGAGGGUCUCACUUGUAGCUGUGUGACAUGGCUGACAUCUCUUUUCUCAGUGGUCAUCAUGCUCAUCACUUAUAGAACCUAAAUAAAUUCAAAUUUCAAAAGCUGUUUCUAUUUUAACAUUUAUUAUAACAGGCACAAAUUUGCCUAUUCAAUUCACAGUCAAAUUUUAAUUCUAAACCAUCAGUGUUUGCAAAAGUAAGUAACAGACUUGUGUUUUACAAAUAACUAUUGAUUGAAUAAAACAUUCAAUUGAAAAUAAUUGAAGUUUUCUCAAUUUUAGCUCUGGUAAUUUUUCUUCUAUAAUAUUGUACAUAUUUAUUAAUAGAAAAGUUUAGAAUGGCUUUAAUGUACUUUUUACAUUCAAAAUGUCUUAAAAUCCGUCCUGAAUUUUCUGCAUGAAGUUAUUCCUGAAAACACAUAGCGAGAUUAGCAUUUUUCAGGAAAAAUAACAUUUGAUGAUUUAAUUGGACAAGUUAAAUCUGUCAAAAAGAUGAAACAUAAAGAUUGUCAAGCGAACAAAACCCUUAAAAUGCAGAAAAAGACAUUAAAACUGAUAAAUAGUUUCUUGAAGUUUUCAACUUUGCUGUAGAUUUUGUGACCUUACCAAAUGUAAUAUAGACGAGUGGAAAUUAUUUGAUAAAUAGAGAAUAGGAUAAAACAAUAUGACAUUUAUUUUUUAAGAGAGUUUUAAUAAAUCUGAUAGAACACUGUUUAAUAUUCUAAUUACAUUUAUAUUUACAUUACAUUUGAAUGACACAAAUGACCUGGGUAUCAGGCUUCUAAAGCUUGUUUCCAUGAUGUGUUUUCUCUAAUCAAAAUGUAGUGUAUGUAUCAAUAAACUGAUGAUUGCCAGUAUGUUGAUGUAGACCUGAAAGGUAUGAAAAACUACUCAUAAAAUAUUCGUUUUAUCAACCAAUACACAGGUAGAACACUUAUGAAUGCAUUGUAUUCAUUGCCUGAAGAAACUGUUUGAAAGGUGGGAAUAGAAAUGUAUUUUGUAGUCUUGGAGUGAGGAGAAAGCUCCAUACAUGAUAUUUAAAUGAGAAACCUGAUAAGAUGUACACAAAUAUUGUGAUAGUCUACUCAUAUUGCCCUCCAUGAACUUAUCAUUUUCUUUUUUGGGGAGGGGGCCGAGGUGAGAUGUUGCAAACAUUAUGAGCUGGCCGUGUUUAGGGCUAUAAUGGUACUCAUAACUGUGUUAAGCACUUUACAUCUGUAAUCAUUAUCGAUACAUAAAGGAAGACAUUGACUAAAAGAAACAAACAGAUUUUCCAUUUUGUUUUCUCCAUUCAACCCAAGUAAGAAUAAUUGUACUUUUUAACUAUUACAGCACUGUACAAAAAAAAAGAGCAAUUAUUUGUCCAAGCUUGCGAGAUUAGCCGAAUACCAACUGGUCGUGAAUUGAGUUCAUUGGUUCCUCGAGGAACAGAUAUAUUAAUUGUGCCUACAAAAUAUAUACUAGAAAGUUGUUGUACAGUCUCAUAUUGUAUAGUUACGUAUUCUAUUUGGAUACACAAGAAAAUAUGCUUUUAAAGGUACUGUAUUGCAAUGAAAUGUUUAGUGUUAUAAACAAAAAGACUCGCAUGACUUCAGUGUAAAAAAAAAUUGUAUUUUCUAAACAUUUUCUAUGGUAUGCUCUAUCACCUUGAUUGUUUUGUCAAAACUUUGACUUUGUUGUUCUCUGUUAAAAAGCUGCUUAUCUGUACAAAAAAGAAUGAUGUUGUUGAAGUUGUUGAUGCAGAGCUAUUUUCUUGAUAAUUUUAUAAAAAAUGUAACUAAGUGAAUUCAAUUUUUGGGUUGUACAUGUAUUUCAAAGUACAUCUUAUUCUUUGCAAUAGAUGAACAUAAUCUCAAAUAUACAUGUACAAUAAAUUGUUAGGUAAUAAUGUAUUGUCAAUUCAUUUUCCUUUUAAUGUUCUAAAUAAAGUUUGGAUUGAGGUGUCAUAAAU
Molecule: messenger RNA, 5319 nt
Organism: Strongylocentrotus purpuratus (purple sea urchin)
Lineage: Eukaryota; Metazoa; Echinodermata; Echinoidea; Camarodonta; Strongylocentrotidae
Product: fibrillin-2-like
Exons: 27
Coding region: 48-3452 (1134 amino acids)
Molecular function (GO): calcium ion binding
Source: RefSeq, a predicted model, not a curated record